UUUUUAAUAUACAUAUAAGUGAACCAGUGAACCUCCCUCCUCUGUGCAGUGGCCCUCCCUUCUCCGUCCAGUGACCCUCCCUUCUCUGUCCAGUGACCCUCCCUUCUCCGUUCAGUGACCCUUCCUUCUCCGUCCAGUGACUAUAUAAAUAAAUGACAAAAUUAAAGGGUUUAUAUAAAUUAAAAAGUAUUUAAAUGAGAGUUAUACCAGGUAUUUUGAGCGAUUCCAAUUGUAUAUUUGUGAUCAAACCAGUAUAGGUCAAGGACCGGUUUGAAAACAGAGAUUUUGAAAUAAGUUUUUUAAGAGUUCCGGAUUUUGAUUUAAACAUGCAUGUCCAUUUCCGGAUUAUUUUGAAAUAACCCCCGGAUAAUAGAGCCUGGCAUAUGAAAAUGUUAACUCUAUUCUUAAAUCUUUUCUUUUUAUGAAUUAAAUCGCAACCGGAAACUGAACAAGAACAACAAAAACAACUCCAAAAACCCAAUGGAUUAAUUACAAGCAUGAGAAGAAGACUUUUACUAUCAGCUGGAAGCACUCCUGUCUUAAUUUAUAAAGGUGCGCAGCCGUGGACACCACUAGCGCAGGCUAAAGCUUUUGCGGUGAAAACACAGCCUUUGGUGUUUAAAGGAGAAAAUGAAGAAUUUAAUGAGUUGAAAAGUGAUUUGUGGAUUUAUUUACAUUAAAAUUUAAUUUGGGGUUUAACGGAAAUUACUAUUUUUAGGGAAAAUAAGGGACGGAAACUAGUUACUCAAGAAUUGGGAAUGGGGUUUUUGACGGCAAUUCAUACGAUUAAA
Molecule: messenger RNA, 791 nt
Organism: Meloidogyne enterolobii
Lineage: Eukaryota; Metazoa; Nematoda; Chromadorea; Rhabditida; Meloidogynidae
Source: the annotation of a GenBank genome assembly